Aureobasidium melanogenum CBS 110374 is the source of this 1455-nucleotide messenger RNA. Its product is annotated as UEV-domain-containing protein. The record is from RefSeq and is a predicted model, not a curated record. Gene Ontology annotation, molecular function: ubiquitin binding. The transcript has 3 exons. Lineage: Eukaryota; Fungi; Ascomycota; Dothideomycetes; Dothideales; Saccotheciaceae. The annotation marks the transcript as partial. Gene Ontology annotation, biological process: endosome to lysosome transport; protein modification process; protein transport. Gene Ontology annotation, cellular component: ESCRT I complex.
AUGGCAGGACUGCCUGAUCAGGUGCUGCAAUGGCUAUACAGCGUUCUCCUCAAUGAAUACCGCGACGCACAACGCGCCUACAGCGACAGUGUCGCAGCUCUUUCAGCAUAUCCCUCUCUUUCGCCGCGAACCGAUGUAUACACAUAUAACAAUGGACAGCCCGCGCUGCUGUUGCGCCUGUCAGGCACCCUCCCCGUCAACUUUCGUGGCACAGUCUACAGGUUCCCCAUAACCAUAUGGCUACCGCAUACAUAUCCUGUGGAUCCUGAGGGUAUCAUGGUGUUUGUAAUACCGGGCGAGGGUAUGGCUAUACGUCCUGGACAGCACGUCAGCGUCGAUGGACGAGUUUACCACCCCUAUCUGCGCGAUUGGUCGAUAAAUCAGCGCCCGAAUAUCGUCGACUUCUUGCGCCUCCUUCAGGAUGUCUUUGCUCGAGAGCCACCUGUCGUCGCUAAGCCUGCGCAACCUCAGCAGCACGCCCAGUCCCCCAUGCAACGACCCCCUCCGCCGCCGAAAGAGCAACCUCGACAACCACAAUCUCAUCCUGUAGAAAUGCCCGCUGGUGCUCCUCCACCGAGACCCCCGAAGCCUGGAGAGCAAGGUCACGCUGCCACACCGGUCCAAAAUCGUAACGAUGGCCCUCCCUUGCCGCCUCUACCACAUGAGCGAGCUCAACAAUAUGCACAGCCGCCGCCAUUACCACCACCCCAGCAGAAUCAACAACACCAGAUACCCCUACGUCCAGCGCGGCAGCAGUAUCCUCAGCAGUACCAACAACCACCGCAUCAGCACUUCCAGCAGAUGCCUCCAAAUAUGUCUGCUCAACAAUAUCCCUCACAGCAUGCCUCUUACCAACAACCUGCGCCUGCAAAACCUGCUCCUGUUCAAGAUCUUCUCAGCGACCCCUUUGACGUCAGUAUAGCAACAACGAAUCCCUCAGGUCCAGCCCCUCCAAUCCCGCCAAAUCCAGAGAAAGAGCAUCUCCUACAACUCUUAUCCCAAUCUCUGGUCUCUCAGAUUCACCAGAAAGUGAACCAAAACACGUCCGCUUUGGCACCCUUGCGUGCCCAGUCCAAUGCGCUCCAGGAAGCACAUUCACGUCUCAAUGCCGAAAUCUCCCAAUUGACUGCAUUGGACAACACACUCACAUCCAACGAACGCAUCCUCCAUCAAGCACUUUCCGAUUGCGAUCGCGUCAUUGCCGACAGCAAGUCUACUCCCCAGCCGCCCAUUGACGAUGUUCUUGUGGCGCCCACUGUCGCCUCAACCCAGCUCUGGAAUCUACAAGCGGAUGAAGCAGCCAUUCGAGAAGCUCUAUGGUGUCUGCAACGUGCUGUGGGCGCUGGUAGAGUUGGCUCGGAAGUGUUCAUCAAGAUGACCAGAAGUCUGGCUAGAGAAUUGUUUUUGAAGAUGGCGCUGAGUAAGAAGCUCGCCAAGGGGCUAGGCCUGGACGUG